Molecule: messenger RNA, 1332 nt
Organism: Colletotrichum godetiae
Lineage: Eukaryota; Fungi; Ascomycota; Sordariomycetes; Glomerellales; Glomerellaceae
Product: nucleotide-diphospho-sugar transferase
Exons: 1
Coding region: 1-1332 (443 amino acids)
Biological process (GO): protein N-linked glycosylation
Cellular component (GO): mannan polymerase complex
Molecular function (GO): alpha-1,6-mannosyltransferase activity
Source: RefSeq, a predicted model, not a curated record
AUGAGUCCAUUGAGUCCAUUGAGCCCUACGGGCUCGACCAAGGCAAAUUUGUUUAGAAACAGAGUCCCAACACAACUAAGGAGAUGUCUGCCCUUGUAUAUCGCUUGUGUUUGCAUAAUCCUCCUCGUUCUCAACAUCGACUUGUUCGGAUCGAUGCCCAAACCUGUACACCUCUCGAAGCGUGGCGGCCGUCACUCAAAAGCAAGCACUCGUGGAUUCCCCAAGAAGAUAUGGCAGAGUUGGAAGGUUGCACCCUUCUCAUUCGAGGCCGAGCAGAUUCUCACUGCGCGGACUUGGACGGACAAGAACCCCGGGUACCGGUACGAAGUUCUCACCGACAACAACGACAUGGAGUACGUUGAGGAACACUAUGGCCCUGACGGGUUCGAUCGCCCGGACAUCGUCGACAUGUACCGCAACGUGAAUGCCACCAUCAUCAAGGCUGACCUCCUCCGCUACAUGAUCAUGUAUGCCGAGGGAGGAGUCUACGCCGAUAUUGAUGUCGAGGACCUCCGACCUGUCAGCCGAUGGAUCCCGGAAAGAUACAACGAGGCCGACCUGGACCUUGUGAUUGGAGUCGAGAUUGACCAACCGAACUUCAAAGACCACCCAAUUCUCGGCAAGAAGUCCAUGUCCUUCUGUCAAUGGACAUUUAUGUCGCGACCCGGUCACCCUGUUAUGCUGAAGCUUGUCGAAAACAUCAUGGCGUGGCUCAGUGAUGUAGCUAAGAACCAACGUGUACCCAUCUCAGCAGUCAAGCUUGAUUUUGACGAGGUGAUCAGCGGCACUGGCCCUUCUGCAUUCACCAAAGCCGUCCUGGAUGUCAUGAGCGCGCGUUCUCGAUCCGGGCCGAUUACUUGGGACACAUUCCACGACAUCGACGAGUCAAAAGUUGUUAGCAAUAUUCUCGUCCGCAACGUCGAGUCCUUCGCCGCUGGCCAGGGACACUCCGAUUCUGGGAACCAUAACUCCAGAGGUGCUCUCAUCAAGCACCACUACCACGCGUCAAACUGGCCCAGUCGUCACCCUCGCUUCAGGCACCCUAUUUUCGGCGAGGUGGAGAGGUGCAAUUGGAACAUUGAGUGUGUCAUUAAGUGGGAUCAAGAUAUUGCCGCCUUCAACUCCCUCUCCCCAGAGGAACAAAAGCAAAAGGUCGAGGAUCACGAGAACCUCCAGAAACUUCAAGCACAACAGAAUCAGCAAAAGGCAGAACAGCAAAAGGUCGCCGAGAAAAUGGCUGCUGAGCAGCCUUUGAUGUUCCCGCCGCCUCAACAGCCUCUUCAAUUACCUCCGGCAGAUCCCGCAACACAAGAGGAGCUGAAGAUGGUAUGA